AUCCGACAUCGCGCGCGACGCGAGCCAAGCGGUCCAUUCAUGUGCAGCGAAUGCUUACGAAGUUUUGAGGAGUUUCAUUUUUCUCGGUAUCGUUUCUGGCUACACACUACGGAAAAAGUGUCUGAAUAUCGUUCACCAUGCCAUUAGAAGACGAAGGCAGCUUGUUGGUCACAAUCAUCGACACAAAUCCUUGCGCCAGUUUACUUCAAAAUGAAGAGGGCAUAGUAUCCAGGUUUCUCGAUGCGGCCACAGUGUUUUGCAACUCGCAUCUGAUGCUCAAUCCAUGCAACCGGUUGGCGGUCAUUGCCUGCCAUUCACACAAAAGCUCCUUUCUCUACCCAAAAGCACUGCCCUCUACCCAAGAUACUGUCUCAGUGGACGGCCAGUACGAACUCUUCAGCGAAGUUACAAAUGCCAUCAAGGAAGGCGUGAAGGAACUAGUCUCAUCAGAUAAGAGCGAAUCCCAAGUUUCAGAGACCCUGCUGACAGGAGGACUCAGCCUUGCACUUUGUUACAUUAACAGGAUAGAGAAGGAGACGGCAGGUCAGAAAAAAAUAGCAUCUCGGAUACUGGUGCUCUCUGCAUCGGGUGAAAGUGCUUCUCAGUACCUCAACUUCAUGAAUGUUUUCUUUACUGCUCAGAAGAAGAAUGUCAUCAUAGAUGCCUGUGUCCUUGAAAAGGACUCUGGCUUGCUUCAGCAGGGCUGUGAUAUCACGGGCGGGAAGUACAUGAAGGUGCCAAACCACACAGGUCUCUUACAGUACUUACUCUGGUUGUUCCUUCCGGACAAGUCAACCAGGGACUACUUGGUCUUCCCACCACCUGUUCACGUGGACUACCGGGCAGCCUGCUUCUGUCACAGGAAUCUUAUCGAGAUUGGCUACGUAUGUUCUGUGUGCCUUUCCAUAUUCUGUGCAUUCAGUCCCAUCUGCUCUACAUGUCAGACUGCUUUCAAGUUCACCGGGCCUUUACCAUCACUGCUUAAAGGCAAGAAGAAAAAGCAAAAACUCGGGAUCUAGGUUUCCCCGCCAAAUGCAGAGGAAUCCUUUUGGAACAGCAGCAGAACCAUCAGCACCGUCGCUUACAUUAAGCAUCUUGCUUCAUAAAGCUAAAUUUUCACAAAAGAGCAGUUUAUUUGGUCCUCCUU
This is a messenger RNA of Rhipicephalus sanguineus (brown dog tick), 1147 nucleotides long. It is a transcript of the gene Tfb4, whose product is annotated as general transcription factor IIH subunit 3. Gene Ontology annotation, cellular component: transcription factor TFIIH core complex; transcription factor TFIIH holo complex. NCBI's taxonomy places the organism in Eukaryota, Metazoa, Arthropoda, Arachnida, Ixodida, Ixodidae. The coding region runs from base 138 to 1019 and encodes 293 amino acids. Gene Ontology annotation, biological process: regulation of DNA-templated transcription; nucleotide-excision repair. The record is from RefSeq and is a predicted model, not a curated record. The transcript has 12 exons.